Molecule: messenger RNA, 1473 nt
Organism: Ilex paraguariensis (yerba mate)
Lineage: Eukaryota; Viridiplantae; Streptophyta; Magnoliopsida; Aquifoliales; Aquifoliaceae
Source: the annotation of a GenBank genome assembly
AUGGAAUUGGGCUUAAGUUGGGUGGUGUUUGUGGGUAUUUUUGGUGUGUUUGUGGCUCUAAAAUGGAUGCUAUGCAGUGUUAACCAAUGGUUCUAUGAGAUCAAGCUGGGUGACAAACGCUUAUCUCUGCCUCCAGGUGAUUUGGGUUGGCCUCUCAUUGGCAAUAUGUGGUCCUUCCUCAGAGCUUUCAAGUCCAGCAAUCCUGACUCUUUCAUCUCCACAUUUGUCACCAGAUUUGGACAUACUGGAAUGUACAAGACCUUCAUGUUUGGUAGUCCAAGCAUCAUUAUCACAGUGCCUGAGGCAUGCAGGAGAGUUUUAACAGACGAUGAAGCGUUUAAGCCUGGAUGGCCUACUUCCACACUGAAACUCAUUGGGAGGAAAUCAUUCAUUGGCAUUUCUUAUGAUGAGCACAAGCGACUACGUCGAUUAACAGCAGCACCAGUUAAUGGCCAUGAGGCAUUGUCCAUGUAUCUGAGGUACAUUGAAGAUAAUGUAGUGUCUGCCUUGGAUAAAUGGGCAGGAAUGGGAGAAAUCGAGUUCUUGACUGAGCUUCGAAAGCUUACUUUUAGGAUAAUCAUGUACAUUUUUCUAAGCUCGGAGAGUGAGCAGGCGAUGGAGGCCCUGGAGAGGGAGUAUACAGCUCUUAAUUAUGGAGUUAGAGCCAUGGCGAUUAAUAUCCCGGGAUUUGCUUACCACAAAGCACUCAAGGCACGGAAAAAGCUCGUGGCUACUUUUCAGUCCAUAGUGGAUGAGCGAAGGGAGCGAAGAAGGAAGAAUCCAACAACACCGAAAAAAGACAUGAUGGAUGCUUUACUGGAUGUUGAAGAUGAGAAUGGCAGAAGAUUGAAUGAUGAGGAAAUCAUCGACGUUCUAGUAAUGUACCUGAAUGCUGGUCAUGAAUCUUCUGGACACAUCACAAUGUGGGCUACUCUGUUCCUAGAGAAACAUCCUGAAUUCUUCCAAAGAGCUAAGGCGGAGCAAGAGGCAAUCGUAAAGAACAGGCCCCCUACACAGAAAGGUUUGGCGCUUAAAGAGGUUCGGGAUAUGGAGUAUCUCUCCAAGGUGAUCGAUGAAACACUCCGUUUGGUGACUUUCUCAUUUGUGGUCUUUCGAGAGGCAAAAGCAGAUGUCAAUAUAAGUGGGUAUACCAUUCCCAAGGGCUGGAAAGUUCUGGUCUGGUUUAGGAGUGUUCACUUGGAUCCUGAAAUUUAUCCCGAGCCAAAGGAGUUUAAUCCUUUGAGAUGGGAUGGUCUAACACCCAAAGCAGGAACUUACCUUCCAUUUGGAGCUGGAAGCAGAACAUGCCCUGGAAAUGAUCUUGCCAAACUAGAAAUUGCGGUUUUUCUUCAUUAUUUUCUGCUUAAUUACAAGCUCGAACGACUUAAUCCAGCAUGCCCCUUAAUGUACCUACCCCAUUCGAGGCCUAAAGAUAAUUGCCUGGGAAGAAUAAGAAGAGUUUCUUCUUCUUGA